AUGCGUUCGUUUCGUUUGUUCGGGAAUCAUCAGGUUGGAAUCAGUUGGGUUUUGUAAUUAUUAACUUAAAGCCGGUUCUGUACAAUGUUUCUGAAGACCGGCCUUUGGGUUUGUUGAGCCAACAGUAUACGAAGAUAUCUGGUGCGUUGUGGAGGUGUGUUGCGGUCUUGGGUACUUUCACCUUAUUAUUCGUAAGGAUGAACUGGUUAUACGGUUCGUUUUUGGUUUUGUUGACCCCAGAACUGGUUUGGCCAAGCAGCGUCUUAAAAUCACCGUGGAGAUACGAGUGCGUCAAGGGCUACUGUCAAAAGAGGCCAAUCACCAACGAGAACGAGGGCACCGCACUUAGUUUGGCGGCUUGCCGGUUGUUUUGUGCUGAUGCCGCAGCGAUUUGGCCUAAACCCUCCGGGAAUGUCUCGAUAGGGAAUUUCUUGACCACCAUAAACGUACACAGUAUCGACAUUUUGGGGGCAAAAUACGAUUCGCCCACGUUCGAUUUGGUCAGAGGGGCGAGUCGCAUCUUUAGGAAGCAAAUCGAGCAAAUUUUACCACGGAAUGUCAACCUAAAAGGUGGCAAAUCCCUGAUCGUAACUCUGGACAUAAAAGAUUCGGGCAUAGACAAACACUCGUUGGAAUUAGACGAGAGUUAUCAGCUAAAGAUUAACGAAACUUCAGAUGGUAGAGUUGAGGCGCGAGUAACUUCACAGAACUUCUUCGGGGCGAGACACGGUUUGGAAACGCUGAAUCAGCUGAUCAUAUUCGACGAUUUGAGGGAUGAAUUGCAGAUUGCUCGGGAUGUGUUUAUCACCGAUAAACCCGCUUAUCCUUAUAGGGGUGUCUUGUUGGAUACGUCUCGAAAUUUUAUUACGGUGGAAGCGAUCAAAACGACCCUAACAGCCAUGGGAGCGGCCAAACUGAACACCUUCCACUGGCACAUCACCGACUCCCAUAGUUUCCCUUACGUUUCCAAAUCCAGACCGGAAUUAGCCAAAUAUGGUGCCUACAGUCCCGAAAAAAUCUACAGCCCUGCAGACGUGCGGGAAAUAAUCGAAUACGGCAAACUGAGGGGCGUGAGGGUGUUGCCGGAAUUCGACGCGCCAGCCCACGUGGGCGAGGGUUGGCAACACACCAACCUCGUCACCUGCUUCAAUUGGCAACCCUGGCAGAGUUACUGCGUGGAACCGCCUUGCGGACAAUUCGACGUCACCAAGGACAAACUAUAUGACGUCAUCGAAGACAUUUACGGUGACAUGUUCGAUCAGUUCCAACCGGACAUAUUCCAUAUGGGCGGUGACGAGGUGAACUUUAACUGCUGGAACAACACCGAAUCGAUCGUCAAAUGGAUGGAACAGAAGGGAUGGGGUCGUACCGAGGCAGAUUUUAUUAAACUAUGGGACUAUUUUCAAAGCAAAGCUCUGGAACGGGUUUAUAAAAAGGCCGGCAGGAAGAUCCCCGUGGUGAUGUGGACCUCCCAUUUGACCCACAAGGAGUAUCUGACGGACUUUUUGCCGAAGGAUAAGUACAUCGUCCAGAUAUGGACCUUAGGGAACGAUCCGCAAGUGAAAAACCUCCUGGAAAACGGCUACAAGGUGAUUUUAAGCAACUACGACGCCCUGUAUUUGGAUUGCGGGUUCGCCGGAUGGGUGACGGACGGCAAUAAUUGGUGCUCUCCAUACAUUGGCUGGCAAAAGGUUUAUGAAAAUAAACCGAUUAAAAUUGCCGGAAGUAAACGUAGUCAAGUGUUGGGUGCGGAAGCGACCUUCUGGACGGAACAAGCGGACUCGACGUCCCUGGACAGUCGAUUGUGGCCGAGAUCGUCCGCGAUGGCGGAAGUUUUAUGGAGCGAACCGGAAACCGGAUGGCGGGAGGCCGAGUCCCGGUUCUUAAUACACAGAGAGAGGCUGGUCAAGUUGGGUGUAAACGCGGACGCUUUGGAACCCGAAUGGUGCAUGCAGUACGAGGAAAACUGUCCGAUCGGAGGGAUAUUUAAUGUGGAUAAUAAACCCAAGACGGACAUCGAUAUUAAAUAGUGAUACCUAUAUAUUUUCUUGAGUUUAUUCAAUAUAUUUAGGGCCCUGUUGGCUAUUCAA
Anthonomus grandis grandis is the source of this 2090-nucleotide messenger RNA. It is a transcript of the gene Hexo1, whose product is annotated as chitooligosaccharidolytic beta-N-acetylglucosaminidase. Gene Ontology annotation, molecular function: beta-N-acetylhexosaminidase activity. The transcript has 10 exons. The coding region runs from base 198 to 2030 and encodes 610 amino acids. The record is from RefSeq and is a predicted model, not a curated record. Gene Ontology annotation, cellular component: membrane. NCBI's taxonomy places the organism in Eukaryota, Metazoa, Arthropoda, Insecta, Coleoptera, Curculionidae. Gene Ontology annotation, biological process: carbohydrate metabolic process; ganglioside catabolic process; glycosaminoglycan metabolic process.